Molecule: messenger RNA, 1075 nt
Organism: Dreissena polymorpha
Lineage: Eukaryota; Metazoa; Mollusca; Bivalvia; Myida; Dreissenidae
Product: histone-lysine N-methyltransferase SETMAR-like
Exons: 3
Coding region: 247-603 (118 amino acids)
Molecular function (GO): nucleic acid binding
Source: RefSeq, a predicted model, not a curated record
UAUCUUUUUAAUUGAACGAGUAUCUUAGCGGGGGAGGGGGGGGGGGGGUCUAGCAUUAUAUUUUGGGAACCAAUUAAUUUUUCAUAGUAUUGUAUUUUUAGAAUUCUACCAGCAGGCGACAGCGCUGUUCUUGACGUCGUUUAUUUCCUGCCUAUGGUGGCCUUGUGCGCCCCCAGUGACGUCAUAAAUCUCCUCAACACGCUAUAGACGACUUUUGACAAUAUCACGAAGAUUCACACUUUAAUAAUGGUCGACUUUUCUGUCGAGUCUGUCGGGGACGCCUAUCUGGCCGUUGCCGGCGUCGGCAUCAGUGAGAAGAGGGAGCAGCAUGUGGAGAGGGUCGCCAUAACCGCUCGGAACCUAACCUCGCCCCUGUAUGGUGAAUCUAUCCAGUCAGUAGCAGACCGGUUACCGGUGACAGCGGAUCCGGACCGCUGCAGACGAAGUAACUUCCGAUCCAAUCGUAAAUGGACAACGCCACACGGUCCAAAGGCUUAUAAGUGUGCGUUGACAAUGUUCGGAAAUACAUUAACCGGUAUUCGAGGUUCUUGUUACCAGGGUAAAAGUAUGCAGCUAACCCUCACUUUUUCGAACACAAUAUAGACGUAAAGAUGUCUUAAAAUUGCUCGACCAUAGACAAAUGUAUUUAAUUGCGUUGGUGGUUUUCUUUUAUUUCAUAUUUAACUUGAUAUUUUUGUUGUGUUUUGUUUUCAUAUCAGUAUUAAAGCCCCGUUCCCAAACAUGCAAUAACUAGGAAAUUGCUUCUUAAAACAAAUCAAAAUUUAUCAAAGUCGGUAAAAUAAUAAAAUAAUAACGAUUUGGUAAACAAUAAUAGUUUAUUUGCACGCAAAAGAUGCCAUUGGUGAAAACCGUGUCAUUAUAUUUCUUUCUUGUGCACAAGGCUCUUACGAACAUAAACAUUAUGAAACGCAUUUCUUACAAACAAAUCAGAUUUAUUGAAAUACUGAACUUGUUCAGUAGAGAACCAGAAUUUAUAUGGUUGUAUGUAACCUUGAUCGAUUGAGAAAUGUGCAAAAUUCGAUCAAGCAUGAUGGCGAAUAAACGAAAUCGCACA